CUGGGGAGCUGGUGAGGAGGGCAAAACCCGUAUAGUGGCAGGGAGCAGGGUGCCUCGCCUUUUCUCCAGGCAGGGAAUCCGCCUCUCCACCCUCCCCAUCCCUUCUUGAACGAAGCAGCAGCUUAAACCCCUCCUCUCCUCUCCUCUCCUCCCCUCCUGCCACCUUUCCCUCUGCUGCUCAUUCAGAACAGAUGAUGCUCCCCAUCACACGCAGUGUGCUCCCCUCCCUCCCCGCUGCCCCAGUCCUUCGCAAAGCUUAACACCACCAGGAAUUCGUUUCUACACGAAGAAGGAGAGGCAGGCAUUUGACAGGCAAAAGUAGGACUGCAGCAGUGGAGGGUGAGGGUCUGGAGCACCCCGCGUCAGCUCUGGCAGAGCAGGGAAAUCAGGGAUACCCAGGGACAGAGAGGCGUGUGCAGUUAAAUCUUCUGUGCCACAUCGAUGUUUUCUAAUAGCAGGCAGAGGGAAGAAGGAAGGGGGCAGCCCAGGGAGCAGAAGACGACCGCAGCUCUCUGGUGAUGGCAUGGAUCGGACACUUUUGCAGCCGUUAUUCCACCUACCUCUCAACCCUGUCACCGUCCGGUACCCCCGGAGUGCCGAGGCACGAGACUGAUGCAGAGCCACGCUUAGCCACAGCCCAACCAUGGCCGGAGAUUCUAGGAUCUUCAUGAACCAGGACAUGGACAUCGGAGUUACAUCCAGAGAGCCUAAGAAGAUUCCCAAACAGGCUCGGGAUGAUGUCCCUAUUGCCACGGACCGAACCCGCCUCAUAUCAGCAGAAGGUAAGAAGCCACGUCAGCGUUACAUGGAGAAAAGUGGCAAGUGCAACGUGCACCAUGGAAACGUCCAAGAAACCUAUCGAUACCUUAGUGACCUCUUCACUACGCUCGUGGACCUCAAGUGGCGAUUUAAUCUUCUUGUCUUCACUAUGGUCUAUACCAUCACUUGGUUGUUUUUUGGGUUCAUAUGGUGGCUCAUUGCCUAUAUCCGGGGCGAUCUGGAUCAUCUUGAAGAUGACAACUGGAUCCCCUGUGUUGAAAAUCUCAGUGGAUUUGUUUCUGCGUUCCUGUUUUCCAUCGAGACUGAGACAACAAUUGGGUAUGGCUAUAGGGUCAUAACAGAAAAGUGCCCAGAGGGCAUCAUCCUGCUCCUGAUCCAGGCCAUUCUGGGCUCCAUUGUCAAUGCAUUCAUGGUGGGAUGCAUGUUUGUCAAGAUCAGCCAACCAAAGAAGAGGGCUGAAACCCUCAUGUUUUCUAACAAUGCAGUGAUUUCCAUGAGGGAUGAGAAGCUCUGUCUCAUGUUCCGGGUUGGAGACCUCCGCAAUUCCCACAUUGUCGAGGCUUCCAUUAGAGCCAAACUGAUUAAGUCCAAACAGACCAAAGAAGGAGAGUUUAUUCCUUUGAACCAAACGGACAUCAACGUGGGAUUUGACACUGGAGACGACAGGUUGUUCCUGGUGUCACCACUUAUCAUCUCACAUGAAAUCAAUGAGAAAAGCCCCUUCUGGGAGAUGUCACGCACCCAGCUGGAGAAGGAAGAGUUUGAAAUUGUGGUCAUAUUGGAAGGAAUGGUGGAAGCAACAGGGAUGACUUGCCAGGCUCGCAGCUCCUACAUGGACACCGAGGUGCUGUGGGGACAUCGUUUCACUCCUGUCCUCACCCUAGAGAAGGAUUUUUAUGAGGUCGACUAUAACAGCUUCCAUAGCACUUAUGAAACCAACACCCCAGUGUGCUGUGCCAAAGAGCUCGCCGAGUCCCGCCGCGAAGGGCAGCUCCUCAGCCACCUCUCCGGUGCCACCGUCCUGAGCGGAGGCAGAGAAGCAGAGACAGUGAAAGGGGAAGAAGAAGAAGAGGAGGAAGAAGGCAGGGAGCCAGCGGGAUUGAAUGGAGCCAACGGGACAGCGGGAGAGGUGAAAGAAGAUUUGCCUGUAUAACACAUAAACUGUGGGACAGUAGAUACUCACACACACUGGGAGAUCGUGGCCUGGCAAGUCAGGAAUUGACUGGGAGUCAGAGAGCUGAGAUAUCCAUCCAGAUCUCUGCUGCCUGCUGCUUGAUCCUGGCAAGUCACUGCACAGCACUGUGCCUCAGUUUCCCUCCCCUUUUAUCUGUACAGUGAGAUUCAGAGCUUUGCACUCGUUGGCAAAGCAUUUUGAUCUCCAUGGACAAGGGUCACUAGAUAUGAUCACUGUUAAAAUUCCCACCACGGGUUGUUUCAAAAAGUGUUCACUGAUUUCAGAACUCUUCCCCCUGAGAGGGUAUUAAAAAGUAAAAGUGCAGAAUGUCCCAUCUCAGUAUGAAGAAUGUGGUUUCAUACCUUCAUUUAAUUUGUGAGUCAAUGUAUUGUAGACAUUGUUACUGCUAAAUUAAAAGAAGAGGAAAAAAACUCUCUGGUAUGUAGCAAAGUGGUCUACCACCAUUAAUUUUACAAAUAGAUUUUAGUGUUUUCCUCCAGGAUCACAGUCAUUGUGAUUUAUUUCAUAUGAAACAUCUGAUAUCAACAGGACAACUUUCACUGGAAAUCAUUGACGUGCUUAUCCAAUGUUUUUUACUGUCUUCUCAAACUGAAGUUUUCUCUUUGUGGAAUAUCUGACACGUUUCAUAGGCUCUCCAUGGUCAGAGAAAGCUUAGAUCUUGAUCCAGUAAAGGUUUCUUUCUGGCCUGGAUGUCCCAGUUUCAGUUCUGGUUCAUGAUUUAAAAGAGAGUAAGUAGCCAUCUGGGAGUCUGAAAUGUUCUGGAAUUUCAGACAGAGUCCCUGGAGUAGGCAGAUGGGGUAGGUAUCAGUUUGCAACAUUCUCUGCUCUUCUGUAAAGUACAUUUUUCAAAUAAAGGUUUAUAUGCUGAUGUUCCUGUAGCUAAUGGGAAUGUGCACUGACAUAACUGGAGCCAUCUGGCCAGGCUGGUGCAAGCACGUUGGAUGGUGUCCAAAAUCAGGAUCAAUUCCCCACUUCUGUCAGUAGUAAGCGGUAACAUAGAAUCAUAGAUUCAUAGAAUGGUUUGGGUUGGAAGGGACCUCAAAGCCCAUCCAGUCCCACACCCUGCCGUGGGCAGGGACACCUCCCACUGGAUCAGGGGCUCCAAGCCCCAUCCAACCUGGCCUGGAACACCUCCACAUCUCUGGGAGUCUAGUGCUAACCUGUCAGUAACCUUGAGUGCUUUAGGCGUGCUUUGUCCUGCACCUCAGCUACGGUUGCUGUUCCUGUGAAGCACUAAACCGAGUUAACGAUCCUGGUCUUCACAAAAAGUUGGGCACAGAACCACGCUUCCCCAAAGAGGAGUGUGAAGACCAGAAAAGGUGAGGAAAACCAGUCUGAGAGAUGAAAAAUUGCCACGAAUUUGAACAACAUAGAAAAAAAAUGGCAUUGCCAGGGAAAAUCUCUCCCGUUACCCCCCAAAUUUUGGUGGAAAAAUAAGAAACCUGCAGAAUGACUGCUUUAUGAAAAUAGAAUGAAGAAUAUAUAAUAUGAAGGAGUUAUUUUCCUUAUCAGAAGGACUGGAUAUAUAUCUGCAGAAUAAAUAUACAUUGCAGUAGGGAUGGACUGAGCUUAAAUAUGGGUUUACCUCUUCAUAUGAAAACAAAGACAAGGUAAAUUGAAAAUAGAAAGCAAUGGUCUUAUUGACAUGUGUAUAAAGAGAAUACUAUCUUCAGGGGUCAGAGAUAUUAUUUAAUUGGAGACCUAAUGCUAUAAUGUAGAUAAAAAUUGUAUUUCUUUCUGAGGGAAGUGGUAGACUGAACAUGACAGGACUCUGUUGUACUUAAUACCAUUUUAAGAGCCAGGAGUCAGCUUGGCCUCCAGGAUAUAGGAAUUACCAUUAUAUUAUACACUAAAUUUCAAAGUGAAGUAACUCCAUUUGAAAUGCUCGUCAGUUCUAGAAAGCAUCUUGCAGUCUCAGAGUCAGCAGUGUUUUUCAGAAAGGUCUCAUUUUAGUUUUUCUACUCAGCAUCCUUUUUCCAUAUUCAGCCUCAGAGGAACAGAGGGAGAAAAUUGGGAGAGCUUCCUUAGAAGGGUUUGUUCUUUUUCUGAGACCCCCACUUCUCAGCCUACCUCUGAAAAAUAAUUGUGUGUCAAAACUGGUUUUCAGGCUUUUUCUGUUCUGUAGCCGCAGUGAACUCCUAAUGUAGGGGAUCAUAACGGAAAGUAAAACUGCAACUGCUCCGUGCAAGGCAGAGGCAAAUUCAGCCCCUCAGAGAGAUUUUAUGUAAGCUCUACGCAAUGAGCUGACUUGUCCAGCUCGAUUCAAAGUGAAAGAGGAUUUGCUGAGUCCUUAUGGGGUGCCAGAGACAGAGAGCUUGGAAAAUGGCACUAGAUUGCCUCUGCACAAUUCUUUCUCUUCGUGGCUUUUACCUUCCAGCGAGAAGCCAGACAUCUUCAGAUGCUUAAGUUAUUGCAUCUGCUCAUUGCCCUUGAGAUUUCAGCACACAAACUGCUCUCUCCUAACACUGUCAAGUCUAAGAAGCCACAUAUCCUAUAUGUCAGGAAUCUUUGUUGUCGCACAUUAGGUAUUGCUGGCAGAAUAAAUGCUGAAUUGUGCGUAGUGGAGCCGCUGCACAUCUAAUAGAGUGCUUGGGCAGCAAGACAAGAAGGGUGUUUUUCCCCUCCUCUAAUACAAUGCAUGGGGAGCAAGACAAGAAGGGUGUUUCUCCCCUCCUAAGCAAGCAGCUGUGUACUCUGUUGGCUUCAUGGACCAUUUCUGUGUUUGAAAUCUGCAAAUAUGCGUAAGAACCUUGUUGAAUCGAUGCUUCAAACAGCACCGGUGUAAGCAGUAGCGAAAGAACUUCCCUGGUUUCUGUAGAACAGGAGAAACAUCCUCCUGUAUUUUUAAUAAGCUGAGCACACCUGGAGGGCGAUAUCCUCCAGAGCUGAACGCACCUUGUAUUUGCUAUAUUAAAAGUGGAGAAUCAGACUUUCAAGUUGUGUAACAUAGCAACCAGUUAUGAGGGUUUUGGUAACGCCAUCAAGCCGUGCCCUUUCUAAAGCAUAUCAGGCAGGCCCCUGUCCUGUGUUGUCCUUUUUCUGAAACGUAUCCCAAAGAACCAUGUAAUUUAGUGAGCGUAUUAAGCUUUUCUGAAGGUAAAGGAGAGAACCCCUUCCUCUUCUGGAAUUGUCAUCUCUGAAAACCGCGUCAGCUUCCCUGCCGCUCCGCAAGCAUGUGCAGGACAAUAACCCAUGGGAAUAACAGCAUAAUAGAUCCUUUCUUUGAUGUAUGAAUAAACAUUUAAAUACAAUUCUGCAUCUCUUAUGUGAGUUGAAAUAUCUCUCAUAGAUGUGUCCACCCACAUAAAUAUCCAAUAUACACUAUACACUCAUCAGCCUCUGUGCGUUCAAAAAUAUUAACUACUGCUCCACAAGAAGCAUUAAUAGCCUGUAAACACACUGUUCAUCCACAAAUAGCCAUUCACAUUAACAUAAUGUAGCCAGAAAACAAGAUAAAAAUACAUUUUCAAAACAUUGAGUAAUUUUGUCUACCUUAAAAAUGUAUCAGUGAUAAGCAAAAUUCACAGCAGUAUCAUAGAAUUAUAGAAUCAUGGAAUGUUUUGAGUGGAAGAAAGCUCAAAGCCCAUCCAGUUCCACCCCAUGCCAUGUGCAGGGACACCUCCCACUGGAUCAGGGGCUCCAAGCCCCAUCCAACCUGGCCUGGAACCCCUCCAGGGAUGGGGCAGCCACCACUGCUCUGGGCAACCUGGGCCAGGGCCUCCCCACCCUCACAGCAAAACGUUUCUUCC
Cuculus canorus (common cuckoo) is the source of this 5724-nucleotide messenger RNA. It is a transcript of the gene KCNJ5, whose product is annotated as potassium inwardly rectifying channel subfamily J member 5. The record is from RefSeq and is a predicted model, not a curated record. Gene Ontology annotation, cellular component: plasma membrane. Gene Ontology annotation, molecular function: G-protein activated inward rectifier potassium channel activity. The transcript has 3 exons. Bases 644 to 1933 code for a protein of 429 amino acids. Gene Ontology annotation, biological process: potassium ion import across plasma membrane; regulation of monoatomic ion transmembrane transport. NCBI's taxonomy places the organism in Eukaryota, Metazoa, Chordata, Aves, Cuculiformes, Cuculidae.